Molecule: messenger RNA, 1386 nt
Organism: Schizophyllum commune H4-8
Lineage: Eukaryota; Fungi; Basidiomycota; Agaricomycetes; Agaricales; Schizophyllaceae
Product: glycosyltransferase family 2 protein
Exons: 5
Coding region: 1-1386 (461 amino acids)
Source: RefSeq, a predicted model, not a curated record
AUGCUGUAUCUAACGUCGGAUAACUUUCCUAUAUUUGUACCAUUUGGGAUUAUAGGCUUCUAUCGCUACUUAUGGUUCCUCAUACGAAUGUCCGCGUCCUGGGCGUACCGACCGAUCCCCCUGCCCGAGAAUCCGACGUACAUCGCCGCCGAGGACGUCACAAUCAUUGUCCCAACCAUCGACGCUGGCGAAGAGUUCAAGGAAGCUGCGCACUCCUGGCUCGUCGGCAAGCCCAAGGAGAUCCUCAUCGUCACGGAAGAGAAGAUGCUGGCUCCCUUGCAGGACCUCGCCAACGAGGUCGACCCGCAGCGCAUACGCGUCCUCACCGUCCCCUUCGCGAACAAGCGCCUGCAAAUGUCGCACGGCAUCAAGCACACAACAACGGAUAUCAUCGUGUUCGCGGACGACGACGCGAUCUGGCCACCGACUAUGCUCCCUUACAUGCUCGCGCCAUUCGAGGACCAGAAGGUCGGCGGUGUCGGCACGUCCCAGCGCGUCCAGCCGUGCGGCAAGCGCAUGACGGUCUGGGAGGUCCUUGCUGCCUUCCGGCUGACCAUCCGGAAUAUCGAGAUUGCCGCGUCGACGCACAUUGACGGCGGUAUCCCAUGUCUGUCGGGAAGAACAGCCGCGUACCGGACCAUCAUAUUGAAGGACCCCGAAUUCCUGUACGGCUUCACGCACGAUUACUGGCUGGGGAAGUAUCAGCUCAACUCGGGGGACGACAAGUUCUUGACGCGCUGGAUGGUCUCGCAUGGGUGGUCGACGUACGUGCAAUGCUGCAAAGAGGCGGAACUGCUGAGUACUAUGAAGCCAAACUGGAGGUUUUUGAAGCAGGUCUUGAGAUGGACACGAAAUACUUGGCGCUCCGACCUUCGCUCGCUCUUCAUGGAACGACACAUCUGGACCUCCCAUCCCUACGUCGCGUAUACCAUGGUCGACAAACUCUACAACCCCCUCACCCUCCUCGUCGGGCCUUGCCUCGUCUCAUACCUCUUGUACAAGUCCACCAAACCCGUGACCGAGGGCGGUUACCACUUACCAUGGUGGAACAUCCUCGCGUCGUAUGGCGUAUGGCUGACAGCGACGCGCACGGCGAAGUUGCUUCCCCAUCUGUGGCACCAGCCGGAGCAUAUCGUCUACGUACCUGCGUUCAUCGCGUUCGGCUACUACUUUGCCAUCAUGAAGCUAUAUGCCCUUGUAACGUUACACGAGACCGGCUGGGGCACGCGCGCCGGCAUAGGUGACAUCGCCGCGGCAACCGCGGCUGUAGAUGGCAAGCCCGCGGACAGCACCUACGACCACCUCCCCUUGCACAUAUCCACGGAAUAUACGCCGCACACCUCUGGCGCGGACGUCUCUUCCCCACAUCGACUCCGCGAACGGUAA